Molecule: messenger RNA, 2988 nt
Organism: Lotus japonicus
Lineage: Eukaryota; Viridiplantae; Streptophyta; Magnoliopsida; Fabales; Fabaceae
Product: putative F-box protein At3g16210
Exons: 6
Coding region: 197-1378 (393 amino acids)
Molecular function (GO): protein binding
Source: RefSeq, a predicted model, not a curated record
GGCACACUAUGUAAUCCGGAGAUCGAACUGGUUUCCACAUCAUAUCGUGAUCUUCUUUCUUCCAUUCUUUCCUCCGUUGUUCUCAACCGCGCCACAUCACCGUCUCUGUUUCCGCUAUCGUUCUCUUUCUCUCUCCGAGGUUUGGACACUAAGGAAAAACCAAUUCUAGUGAAAUCAACAUGUAUUAUUAUUGUUGAUGGAAUUCCAAUCGAGACAAGUUAAAUCUAUGGCAAAGGAGAUACCUGAUGAUAUUUCUUUUACUAUUUUGUCGAAGCUGCCUCUCAAAUCUCUUAACCGAUUCACCUGCGUACACAAAUCAUGGGCUGGUUUACUUCAAAACCCUUAUUUCAUGACCAUUUUCCGCGCCAAUUUCCUAUCCAAGCAUCACUCUUAUUACAAUGAUACAUCUCUUCUCUUACAGCAGACACCGCAUCUCAUAGAUUAUCUCAUGGGUUGUGGCAGACCGCCGUAUUUGCUUUCAGGUGACAAGUUUCAGAAUAGGGUCAAAUUAGAUUGGCCUCUUCCAUUUCAAGUCGAUGACAGGUUCAUCGUCAUUUUGGGAUCGGGUAUUCAUGGCACAUUUUGUCUCAACCAAAGCAAGAAGUUUGUAUUGUGGAACCCAGCUACUGAGGAAUUCAGAAUUAUUCCUCCCAGCCCUCUUGACUCUCCACCUGAUCUGGGUGUUAUGAUUACUACUCCUCAUGGAUUUGGUUAUGACCCUGUUAGAGAUGACUUUAAGGUGAUUCGAGAAUUAGUAACUUUUCCAGAUUACACUGCCUUUGAAGAUGAUUGGCCAAUUGCCCCAGACCCAAGCAUCUUUUGGGAGAUAUAUAGCCUAAGAAGCAACUCUUGGAGGAAACUUGAUGCUCAUAUGCCUAUUAUUGUUGAGAGACCCGCCAAGUGCACUGACACGUACGUGAAUGGAGUGUGUCAUUGGUUGGGUAUUGUAGAUUUACAUGGUGAUGAAGAACAUUUGGCGUCAUUUAACUUGAGCAAUGAGGUUUUCCUUACAACACCCUUACCGUUUGAUCUGGGUGAUAGAUCGCUGCAGAAAUGCUUGGUGGUGUUAAAUGGGUCCAUUGCUGUGAUAUCAGAAUCUGCAGAAACAACUUUUCACAUUUCAAUUUUGGGUGAACUCGGUGUGAAGGAAUCGUGGACUAAACUUUUCACUAUUGGACCUUUGCCUUGGGUUGGGUUUCCUAUUGGGGUGGGGAAUAAGGGUGAUGUAUUCUUAAGAAAAGAAGAAAAAGGGGAACUAGCUUUGUUUGAUUUAAGUUCCCAGAUGCUCGAGGAUAUUGUCACUAAAGAGCAGUUAGAUAGUCAUCGAAUAAUAAUUUAUAAGGAAAGCCCUCUUCAGAUAGGACAAACAGAAUAUUGAUUGCUUUCACUGACUAUAUUUAUGAUGAUGGCUAUCAAGAUUUAUUACCAUGUUGAAUGUUAUGAAGCCAUUUGAUGGGUACUCAGAGUUAGUUAGUAGAUUAGUUAGUCAGUGAGAGAGGAAAUAUGAAUAAGAGUGAGUUAGAGAGUAUUAGUCAUCUUUUGAGAUCAUUGUUAUGGGAAUUGGGAGAGACCAGGUUCUCUCUCUAGUGCUUGUGUUUCUAUCAUCAUUUGUAUAUAAUUAGGCUAUUCAGUGAAUUCACUUGCCCUUAUCAUAUCUGCUAAACUGGGCUGCCUGGUGGUCUUGUGAUGUCUGGCCCAAUUACUUCUUCACUCACAUGAUGGAAGAUUCACGAGCAUGACAAAAGAUGACUGAAGAUGUCUAGCCCCAUGCAGACGCUGGCUGCUCCUCACCGUGGCUGCCAGCUUCACGACAAGAUGAUGUGCCUUACCAACUACACACGCAUCACGGAAGAUGACGCGCUCCUCACCGUCGUGACCAAUUCCCCACGAUUUGCUCUGUUGAGUAGGUGCGCUCAGUCCCAUCAAUGCGGAAUUGGAUUGUCAAGCACUCCUUUAGCCGGGUAUAUGUUUUGAAUGGAAAGAAAGUAUUUACUCAAUUGUCAUACGUGACAAGGGUUAUUUCAAAGUCUUCCCAUGAAAUGUACUUAUCAUCACAACAUUGCCAGCUACUUGAGAAUCACAGGAAUGAAAUUUUGGCUGAAUGUGAUAUUUGCAUAUCAGAGCUUGAGAGUUGAAAGUUCUUUUCUCUGUUGACAGUUUCUGCUACACUUGGGUGUUCUUUUUGCUUUUAGCCUUUGCAUUUAUGAUGUUGGGUGUAAAAAGCAAGGAAGAGAGAAAUUUUUAAUCUGAAUUUCAAAGAGGUUCAAUAGGAUGAAUCAACAACUGGUGAGCACCAAAGCAGAGUUUCAAUUUGGUAAAUUGAACCGGUAGUGACUCCUUUCUAUGGUUAUCCACCUCUAUUUUUAAGGCCCAAGUUUCCAUGGCAACCAGGAAUGCCAGAUGAUGAGUAUGAUUUAGAAAAUGCUUUCAAGAGAGCUGUGCCAUGGCUUGAAGGUGGCUUUGUCAUGAAGGAUGAAUUAAGUUCAGUCUUCGAUGUUUUUAGUUUGUUGCAAGUUAGUUAAUAUUGUUUUUCUUUUAACUUGCUUACUUUGAAUACUUAAGCAUGCAUUUUUCUUCAUUGCAAGUUGGUUAAUAGCUUUCUCUUAUUUCUGUUGAAUCAAUGGAUUUUUAUAUCAUUAACUAAAGAUAUGCUACUUAUUUUUACUGCUUGCUGAGUUACUGUGGUGUUUUGGUUGAAUGACUUCUGAUAAUUAUCUUAACUAAUUUCUCCGUUUAAGCAUACAAGUGGCAGAGUUUCACAUAAUAUGGCUUCAUUUGAAUGAGCUGAAGUUACCUUUGGACAUUCUCUUCAAUAAUAUUGAUGACAUUCAUUGUUUGGUGUUGCUUCCUACUGCAAUGUCCUGCUAUGCUUAUAUUUUUUAUGUGUCGACAGUAACACAUACCGAUGAUUAUUGUAGUACUUUCUUAGCCGAUUGUAACAGACAUCUCUAUAUGUUUUAAAUUUGAGUCUUCACUUUGGACAUCUCA